Molecule: messenger RNA, 2895 nt
Organism: Pecten maximus
Lineage: Eukaryota; Metazoa; Mollusca; Bivalvia; Pectinida; Pectinidae
Exons: 16
Coding region: 1-2412 (803 amino acids)
Source: RefSeq, a predicted model, not a curated record
AUGAAUAAGUUGUUGGUGGGAGUUUGUGUGUUCCUGAUUGUGUUUGGGAGUAUAUGUUGUUCUGACCCUGGUAAAAUCAACAUUCCUGGCCUGGACUAUAGUGUGUGUGAUGUCACCUACAAUGACUCUCUUUCCCCGUUACCGGGUCUGGCUGUGGACUUCUCCACGGUACUGGAGUGGAAGAUUGCCAACCAGAACCUUACAGUCAGCGUUCAUGAAUUUCAGUCGAAGAUUGAAAUGAAGAGCGCAAUUAUCGUGACAGAGGAAGGUGUCACCACGCGUGUUUUGUACGACAACUUCAUGGAGCAGUAUGCUAUAAUUAGGCAAGAUUUGAGUGGUGCCUACAGCUGUGUCAGUCACCAAAGAAACAAUGAGUUAACUCUCAUAGACAAUAAGAUCUGGUACGUCACAACUACCCAACUGUUUCAAAUCAUAGAGACUUCACAUGUGCAUUUUGUAGAGGACACGGUGAUACGAGGGAUUGACGUGAGUCACUACAACAGCUGUAUGUUUUUAUAUUCCUACAAUAUGACCAUCAAAGUUGACUUAUUUUUCGCAGCCAGCGGGUGGAAGUCCCCAUUGGCAGCCCCAGAUGCCCUAAUACCAGUGAGAAUAGAGAUUAGGGGAACACAAAACAACCAGAAUCCCUUCCACGUAAUUGGAGACUACAUCGACUUUAAACCUUCCCCGUCAUUUGAUCAAACAAAUUUACAGCAACCGCCGGGAGUGUAUUGCGAUGGCUAUGGAGCCCCAACAGACAAUAGAAAGAUGUCAGCAAGCUUUUCAGCAGUAUUUGAGAAAGUUGACUUGGAUUUUAAAAAAAUCACAUAUGAAACUAUAUACUUUGAUUCCGAAAGACAAAGAAUUCGCAGAGACUAUAAAUCAGCUGAUGGGACAGAUCCGGACACGUUUUCUGAAUAUUACGACUUUAAAACUGGUAUCCUGUAUACCGUGGACACAUACAUUGGAGUAUGUACACCAACCACACUUCAGAAGGGCGUCCGUUUUGUGUCUGAAAAGACCAACAGUGCUAUUCCUAAUAGCCUCAGUAUGGUCUCCGCUGAAAAUGUUUUCCAUCUUGACACCAACAUUAUACAGUAUGUUGGCAAGAGAGUCACCCGUGGGGUAUAUUGUCAGGUGUGGUGCGGACUGUAUCUGGAUCCAAAUACAGGAAGUAACAACACAGUAGAGUGGUACUUUACUGAGGGGGACUGGGUGGAGGCCUCGGGAAACUCUGUCAUAUCUGGGGCGCUGAUUCGCAUGGAUGUUUGGAAGGGAAGUGACAACAAACCAACAUCCUACCAUAUACACAAUCUGGACAGCACUAUUCCACCCUUAUCUACCUUUGACCUCGCUGCUUGUUUUCCUGCGCAACGAAAGACACAUUUUAUAAUUAACUUCGAAAUUUUAGGGAAUAAACGCUAUAAGGAUAUCAGCAUGUCCUUUCUACAGGAUACCAUACAUCAGCAACUAUCUGUCGAUUCCUUCAUAGAUCCUGUCCGCAUCACAAAUAUACAGAUUGAACCCAUAAGCAACACAGCUUUUGUGUUUGUAGGAACCCUUUUAGAUAUGGCCCCGAUCAUCAACCCCUAUAUCAUACCUCCUGUGUACAAUCGCAUCACUCUGGAGGCAUCACUAGAUUUUCUCCAUGGCAUGAUUGAUGGAACUUGGAAGAAAAAUAUAACUGGAAAAACAGGGGAGGCAAUAGUUAUUGUUGGUAAUGAAAUUGUGGAAAUAAGCUACAGAGGAGAGUUAGCUACCACGACGACGAGAAGUACCCCAAAACCAACAUUUUUAGUUCCAACACUUCCCCAUUCUGGUGGUUCCCCCGGGGCUCCCCCGAACCCUGGCUCGGUUAAACCUUCACCACCAACUCCAGCACCGCCUUUCACGGGUCUUACAAAUUCUUCUCAUGCCAAGCCAACGCCAAAACCGACACCAAAACCAACGCCAAAACCAACGCCGAGACCUCCGGCCAGACCAGUGACCAAACCUCAUACCCCGUGUACGUGUCCUGCCGUAACAUGCCCCACAGUAACACCAGCUUCGACACCUGCUCCAGUAAAAUGUCCCACAGUGAACUGUCCCAGCAUUCCAAAGGCCCAGACUGUUAGUCCAGUCAAAUGUCCUAAAGUCACUUGCCCUACACCUCAGAAACCAAGGACAUCUCCUACAAUACAAUCAUCAUCUCUGCCAACAUCCACAUUGAAACAGCCAGGACAACAGUCUGCGCAACAAAGUCCCCAGAGUUCUGGAGGUGUGUCCGGAGGUGCGGCUGCAGGUAUAGCUAUCAUUAUGCUGAUUGUCGGAUUAGCAAUCGGGUUCGUCAUCACGAGAGUUUACCAUGUGAGAGGCAUAAGGGGCCUGUUACAGCGACAACCAAAUGGUUAUGAUGAUGAUACAAACUAUUGAGACUCUACAAGAUAUUGAUUCAGUUUUUCUGUUGAUCAGAAAACUGAGACAUGAUCAAUGGUGUUAUUAUAUGUUCUGUGAUGAGUGACACGUUAAGUUGAUGUCUCCUCAUUUUCCGUAUCAAUGUCUAUAAAUAGUCACUAAUGUGUAUGUUCACAGUGUAGUUAUGUACUGGGUGGUAUGACACUGAUAACAGGGUAGUUAUAUAAUGGGUGGUAUGACACUGAUAAUAGGGUAGUUAUGUAAUGGGUGGUAUGACACUGAUAACAGGGUAGUUAUAUAAUGGGUGGUAUGACACUGAUAAUAGGGUAGUUAUGUAAUGGGUGGUAUGACACUGAUAACAGGGUAGUUAUAUAAUGGGUGGUAUGACACUGAUAAUAGGGUAGUUAUGUAAUGGGUGGUAUGACACUGAUAACAGGGUAGUUAUAUAAUGGGUGGUAUGACACUGAUAACAGGGUAGUUAUGUAAUGGGUGGUAUGAUAC